This is a messenger RNA of Ilex paraguariensis (yerba mate), 812 nucleotides long. NCBI's taxonomy places the organism in Eukaryota, Viridiplantae, Streptophyta, Magnoliopsida, Aquifoliales, Aquifoliaceae. The record is from the annotation of a GenBank genome assembly.
GAAAGAAUUUAAGUUGCCCAUAGAGAGAGAGAGAGAGAGAGAGGUGAGGAGAGAUGGAUGGAGGUGGAGGUGGAGGUGGAGAUGGAGGUGGGUGUUGUUCUGGGAAGAAGAAGAGCGAAAGGCCUUACAAAGGAAUAAGGAUGAGAAAGUGGGGAAAAUGGGUAGCGGAAAUCAGAGAGCCCAACAAGCGGUCCAGAAUUUGGUUAGGCUCGUAUGCUACGCCGGUGGCUGCGGCAAGAGCGUAUGACACGGCGGUGUACUACCUAAGAGGACCAUCGGCACGGCUGAACUUCCCAGAGUUGUUGGUCAGUGAAGCUUCUGGCGGCGGCAGCGGUGGUGGUGGUGGUGGUAGCCUCCAUGAAUUGUCUGCUGCUGCUAUACGCAAGAAAGCUAUAGAGGUAGGUUCUAGAGUUGAUGCACUCGAGUCCUCUACGACUACCCACGACCACAACCACGGUCACGACCAUCCAGUACAAUCCGAAUCGAUUCAAUUGAAACCCUGUUGGUUUCAAGAGAAGCCAGACUUGAACGAAAAGCCCGAACCAGAGGACACAGAUGGUGAUAACUGGUGAAUCUUCAAGUAUGAAUAGAUAUCUUCCGGCAAUCUUGAUAAAGUGCUAACAUGCACCAGGUAGGCUUGAACAAGUGCUGUGUUUUAUUCUUGUUUUUGUUUUGCUUUGUUUUACUAGGUUUUUUUUUUUCGGAUAUGGAUAAAACAGUUUUGGUGGUUAUUAACUUGUUAGAGGGAAUUAAUGUAAAUUUAUUAUCCUUCUUUCAAUUAUUCCCUGGGCUGAGAUUAAACUAUGCGAAUA